Messenger RNA from Solanum lycopersicum (tomato), 2227 nucleotides. RefSeq names its product putative B3 domain-containing protein REM15. Gene Ontology annotation, molecular function: DNA binding. NCBI's taxonomy places the organism in Eukaryota, Viridiplantae, Streptophyta, Magnoliopsida, Solanales, Solanaceae. The record is from RefSeq and is a predicted model, not a curated record.
UGAACCUGUAGAAAGUACCUGAUUUAAAGCGCAGGGUUUUUCCAUGAAAAUCCCUCCAAAAAAACCUCAUUUUUUAAAACCUAUUUUGCCAGGUUGUAAGCAACAAAUUACAAUUCCUAUAGGUUUCUUCAAGUAUUUGAAGGGACAAGAAAAUGAAUAUGCAUUGCUAAGACGGGCAAGUAAGAAGUGGUCCGUGAAGGUGAAUGGACGGCGACUGGAAGAUGGUUGGGAAGAGUUUGUAAAGGACCAUGAUUUACAAUUAGGAAAUGUUUUGAUAUUCAGACAUGAAGGAGACAUGGAAUUUGAGGUCGCCGUCUUUGAUUCAAGUUGUUGUGAGAGAGAAUACGAACAAGGAGUUCAUGUUCACGGAGGAGAAGAAGAAGAAGCCUGUAUUGUUGAAGAGUCUUCCAAGAAAUUGAAAUCCAAAGAAAAACCAAAGCGCAAAGUCAAGAAAUCAGGCAAGGGUUUCUCCAAUGUAAAAGCUGCUUAUAAGGACAAGCAUCUCAGUCGCUCUCAUUUCAUUUGUACAAUUCGACCUUAUUGCCUUUCAAAGUAUUGUCUGUGUAUUCCAAAACAAUUUGCACAAGAAAAUAGUCUCCGCAACAGGAAAUGUGAGAUAAUUGUGAGGGAUGAGCAACGAUCAUGGACGUUUGGUGUGCAUACAAAUGGCAAAAACACCUUCAUUGGAAGUGGAUGGCAUGAAUUCAGCCGUACGAAAUGCUUAAAGGAAGGAGAUAUCUUAAUGUUUGAGAUAGUUUCCAAUGGAGAAACACCUAUAUUCAGAUUUCAUGAUUUGAGAGAAAGCCCGUUUCUUCAGGAUGAAGUAAAGAAGAAAGAUUCGGAUGCUGAAAGAAUGUCAGAUGAAGAUGCUACGCUUGAGACCUCGGACGUGACUACUCCUAAAUCACAAGAAGCUGCUGAUGCCAACCCUCAUUUUAUAUCUACUAUUAAACCUUACACCCUCAGAUUUCCUGUUCUGUAUCUUCCAAUAGCUUUUGCAAAAUCAAACGGCUUGCUGGAUAAACGCGAGUUGAUUAUCAUGGAUGAAAAACGGAGAUCAUGGUCAAUGUGCCUUGGGCAAAUCGACAAGUAUCACUUUGGAAUUAAAAAGGGAUGGCGAAAGUUCAUAGAAGCCAACGGUGUUCAAGUUGGAGAUACUUACAAGUUUGAACUCAUCAACAAUGGCACAAUACCUUUAGUUCAUUUCCAUUGUAAAUAUGAUGAUGUUGGAAGGGCAUUUUUGUUGACUGCCAUGAAAGUAGCUUCAAAAAAACCUCGUUUUUUCAAACCAAUUCAGCCAGGUUACAAGCAUUGUAUUAAAAUUCCUAUAGGUUUCUUGAAGUAUUUGAAGGGAUUGAACCAUAUUAAACAAGCAAUACUGAGAAGUAGGGGUAAAAAGUGGUUGGUGAAGGUGACCGGUUGGCGAUUAGAAGAAGGUUGGAAAAAGUUUGCUAAGGAGAAUGAUUUGCAAUUGGGAGAUUUGUUGAUUUUCAAACAUGAAGGAGACAUGGAAUUUGAAGUUUCCAUCUUUGAUUCAAGUCAUUGUGACAGAGAGUACGCAGAGUAUCUGCAAGAAGAAGAGGGCAAUUAUGUUGAUGCGACUUCAAAGAAAGUGGAAAAAGAUCUUAGGCAUAAAACAUCGGACAUGACUACUCCAAUAUCGCAAACACCAGCUUCAACAUCUGCUGAUGCCGACCCUCAUUUUAUAUCCACUAUCAGACGUUACACAUUCACAAAAGCUAUUUUGUAUUUUCCGAUGCGUUUUGUGAAAUCAAAUGGCUUGAUGAGUAGAAGUGAGAUGAUUCUUGUCGAUGAAAAGCAGAGAUCAUGGUCAGUGUUGCUUGGGCAAAUGGAACACCACUUUGGAAUUAAAAGGGGAUGGCCACAGUUCAGAAAAGCAAAUGGUCUUCAAGAAGGAGAUACUUACAAGUUUGAACUCACUAACAAUGGCACAAUACCUAUAAUUCAUAUGAAAGAAAUAGAAUUGUGUGCUUUGUUUGGUGUGGCACUUGAUUUAUGUUGGAAUACUGAUGUUCCAACAGAGAAAAUUCCUAUAGGUUUCUUAAAGUUUCUGAAUGGACACGAUCAAUAUGAACAUGCUAUCCUGGGAAGGGCAGGUAAAACGUGGUUGGUGAAGGUGAGCAGUUGGCUAUUAGAAGAGGGUUGGAAAAUGUUUGCUAAGGAGAAUGAUUUGCAAUUUGGGAGAUUUGUUGAUUUUCAAACAUGA